This is a messenger RNA of Phymastichus coffea, 3531 nucleotides long. Its product is annotated as zinc finger protein draculin-like. Gene Ontology annotation, molecular function: zinc ion binding; RNA polymerase II cis-regulatory region sequence-specific DNA binding; DNA-binding transcription factor activity, RNA polymerase II-specific. The coding region runs from base 1266 to 2972 and encodes 568 amino acids. The record is from RefSeq and is a predicted model, not a curated record. Gene Ontology annotation, cellular component: nucleus. NCBI's taxonomy places the organism in Eukaryota, Metazoa, Arthropoda, Insecta, Hymenoptera, Eulophidae. The transcript has 7 exons. Gene Ontology annotation, biological process: regulation of transcription by RNA polymerase II.
UACAGCCAGCCUUAAGCUGCUUCGUGGCGGAGAGGUCUAGGAAAAACCUAACAUGUGUAUCUUUAUAUAGGAGUGUGAUAGCACGCGGACUCAUCGGUAGAAAUUGUUUCCUUUACGCCGAUUAGACUACAAGGUAAGACCCAGGAGCUGGGAUUCGAUCAGUUUCUUAUGGGAAACCGAGCAGCACGGGUCCUUCCUUUCGAUCGCAUUUUGCCAUCUGUUUACAGUCUUAGUGUAUUGCAUGCUGACCUUACUCCGCUGCGAUCGUGUGUAGGUGUGAGUGUUAAUUUUUGUUUAAUUCUGUGCGCUUCCGGCUCUACAUUCCCGCGGAUCGUCGGUUGCUGUCGUGAUCAUUCGUUAUACAAUUCGGCGAACCAGCGACGCUACACCAUAAGGGCUACAGCAUCCCCGACCUGGCCGAAGGUACGCGCGCUACCUUUUGAGGUGGUUCUGACUCUGAGGUAUCAUUCGACCCGUCGACGGAAUUAGGCAAAGCGCAAUUCUUCGCGUUGUAAACCUAUGACGAGUGUAUAACAAAUACCGUCUUUCUUUCCAUUUAUUUUUAUUGAAUUGUAUUAUUUCCCAAUAUUCUUGUACCUAUAUGGUUUUUCGUCUACCUGCCAUUGGAGUUCUUUAAUUACGACGACUAACUGUAUAUUUCAUUUAAUUAAUAAACAAAUCCCUUAAAACUUAUGUACCAUAUACUCAUUUGUAAAUCCGUACACUCUACUAAAUGUUAACAAAACCGCGAACGUGCAUGAAGCUUAUGUUUCGACUCACAUGUAUAUUUUAGAUAGCAGUGACAGCACACAUGCAGACUAAAUAGUUGUCGAUCGUUUGCAGUGAAAAACGUAAGAAACUCACUACAAUCAGCGUUGUUAGGCGUAUAGGUGUAAACUAUAUAUACUGUAAACUAUAGUAUUGUACACGUCACUUUUUUAUUUUUUAUAACAUUUUUGUUUAAACAAUGCAAAUCAAGGCGCCGCGAUUUCACUUUUGAACACUAACGCUGAAAUGACAUGAUAUUGAGAGCGCAGCUCCUGUUAGAUGGCGAAACCUACACUAUUUAUACGGUGAAUGGGUUUGGCAAUCUGAUAUAUUUCGGUAUCUCAGUUCAAUCUCAAUGAAUUUAUACAUCUUGUUUGCAGCUUUUGUGUACUACAUUUAUUUAAUUUAACUUUAACUUCUUCACAGUACUUACGUAUAUUUGAUAAAGGACGAGUUUAUACGUUUCCACUUAAAAAAAUUUCGUAAGUUAAGUUAAAAUGGAGCAAAUUCAACCAGAGAAAAUACAAGUGGUAGUAAAAAGUGUACCUAGUAAUGGAAUAAUACUUCAGAAUACUAAAGGUAAAAGUUUGAACGAAGAGGAAAUCAAGACAACUGAAUAUUUUUUAGAAGUUGAAGAGCAAGAUUCAGAUGGCGAUAUUCAUCAAGCUCAAUACGUAACAAUAGAAAACCAAUGUGAAGAUUCUCAGGAUGUUGAUUCUCAAUUUGUACCGUUAGAGAUAGAUGAUAAUGGUCAAAUAAUUUUAGAAGACAAAGAUGUGAUUCUCUGGGAUGAGCUAUGUAGGAUAUGUGCCAAUACUAGUGACAAAGUAGUUCCAAUAUUUUUUGGUGAAGGGCUCAAACAUAACCUAUGUAAAAAAAUUGAAAAUUACUUACCAUUCAGUGUUUCUGAGGAAGAUACACUUCCACUUCAAGUGUGUUAUAAUUGUGCAGCAACAUUGCUAGCUUGGCAUGAGAUGACCCAAAAUUGUCUCAGCGCUCAGCAACGUCUCAUAGAACUACAAAAUAAAUUAAACUUAAAAAAUCAGGUGCAAAAUAGUGUUAGUGUGGGUGAAGAUGAGGAAAUAAUUGAUAAUGGAACUGAAAUGGAAACUACCAGUAAUCAAGACGAUCAAGUUGAAGAUGAGAAAAAAAUUGAACUAGAGGAUGUACCAAUUAUUAAUGAAUCAGAAACAGACAGAACCGAGCAGCACCAGCAGCACCAGCGGCGGCAACGGCAGCAGAAGGAAAGCUCCACCAGCUACAUAUGCCGGACGUGCGAUCGACUCUACGAACAGGAGGUUGACCUAAUAAAGCACAUGCGCCUCGAUCACGAAACGAAAGCUACGGCUACACGUUACGAAUGUGACACCUGCGGCAGAUCUUACUUGUCUAAGUUGAAGCUGCUGAAACACGUGCUUCUUCACGAGCGCCGCACACUGUGCAAGAGCAUGCUUCAAGCGGAGGAGCAAGUGAUCGAGAGCAGCAAAGUCUUUGAUCGGCAAACUCACAAGCUCAAGUUCAUCUGCCAGUUAGAGGAUUGCAAUGCUGUGCUGAAGAGUCGACGUGGAUUUCUGAGGCACAUGCGCGUUCACGAGGAUCGUCGGCCAAUCAUCUGCGAGCACUGCGGCAAGUGUUAUCGCAUCGAGGAUGAUCUCAAGCGACACAUCGACGAUGUCCAUCGCAAAAUUAAGCGAUACGAGUGCGACAUUUGCAACCGGUUCUUCGCGGCCAAAGGAACACGCGACGCUCAUCGCCGCAUCCACACUCGGGAGAAACCUUUUCCGUGUCCCGAGUGCGACAAACACUUUCGCUCGGUCAAUCUUUUGGGUAUACAUCGACGAAUUCACAAGGAUCUUCGGCCUUUUAAGUGUUCCUACUGCCCAAUGGCCUUCCGCGAGAAACAAAAGUGUCAGCAUCACGAAGCUGCCAUUCACACCAAGAAUAAGCCUCACAAGUGCGAUCAGUGUAAUCGCCAGUUCGCCGCCAAGGGCGAACUCAAUCGACAUCGUAGUGUCCAUUUUCCAGAGCAUAGACCUUACAUGUGCUCGGAAUGUAAAAUUGGUUUCAGACUUAGUCGUUACCUGCGUACCCAUAUCAAACGUUAUCAUGCCAAAGAGGCUGAAACCAUGCUCAACAAUCUCCAACGCCUCUGUCACGUAAAAGUUACCUUCAAAGACGAGUCAAAACAAGCUCUUGUCACUUAAUCGUAAUCGUUUGAUGAGAAUAUUUUUUAAGCUAACUUCUUUUUACUUUUUAUUCGGUAAUUGUAGUUCAUAUAAGUUCAUAAGUUUUAUUUUUAUCCAUGUGAUAUGUCGAAGUAGUUUGUAGAUUAGUGAUCCUUUUUUUUGAUGAUUAUGAAGAUGCGUUCCGAGGAUCCUAAAGUGAGAAAAUUACGUACAUUUUGUUGAGUUUUGGCUGGUUCUUAAUCUCACAAAUCGCGUUAGAUAAAUUUUAGUGAAAUAAUAAUUUGUUACGGUAGAACGAAGUUUUCUACAUUGUUAUGAAAACGCUCGUAUGAAUCUAACAAGAAAUAUAGCUUUUCUUUUAUAGUAUUAUAAAAGUAUCAUUCGUUAAAUGAAUUAUUAGAUAAAAUAUAUUUUUUUAUUGUUGAGUUCUUGUACUUAUAAGUAUAAUUCAAUACUCAUAUAUACACUAUUUAUAUCAAUAAUUUAAUACUAAAUGUUAAGUUUCAAGGCUUCGUGUAUAUUUUAAUAUAAUUUAUAUUUAUUUUAAUAUAUUAAUUUAAAUAUAAUUGUUCCUACU